This is a messenger RNA of Rubroshorea leprosula, 1624 nucleotides long. The record is from the annotation of a GenBank genome assembly. Lineage: Eukaryota; Viridiplantae; Streptophyta; Magnoliopsida; Malvales; Dipterocarpaceae.
CUAUAUGCUUUUCGUUUGAUCUGAUCUUGUUCUCUACUUUUCACCAAACCACGAACAAUUCAUUGCUCAAGGGUAAGACGAAGAUCUUCUUCUUCCAAUUUUAUCUCAUCGACAACAAGUGCAGUUAAAUUCUAGUGAAUCAGAGAUGGAAUAUUCCAGCAGUGCGCAAUCCACCGCCGUUUGCCAUGUGGUGGCGAUGCCGUUCCCCGGUCGCGGGCACAUCAAUCCCAUGAUGAACUUCUGCAAGUUACUCGCUUCAAGAAAACACGACGUCCUCAUCACAUUUGUCGUCACAGAAGAAUGGCUAGGCUAUAUCGGUGCCGAUCCCAAGCCCGACAACAUACGCUUUGCAACGAUACCUAACGUCAUCCCACCGGAGCGGCUGAAAGCCGCUGACUUUCCUGUCUUCUACGAAGCGGUGAUGACGAAAAUGGAAGUCCCUUUUGAGCAGCUUCUUGACCGGCUUCACCCACCGGCAACUGCAAUUUUAGGGGAUAUCGAGGUUCGGUGGGCAAUUGGAGUUGGGAACCGAAGGAAUAUUUCGGUGGCCGCUUUUUGGACGAUGUCCGCCACCGUACUAUCCAUGUUUCAUCAUUUUGAUCUCCACAUAAAGCACCACAAUUCAACAGUCGAUCUAAUAGAAGAAGUGAAUGAGAUCGCCGGAGUUUCCUCAGAUACGCUGGCAGACCUUCGAACUAUUUUCAGACGAGACGACAGCCGAGUCUUACAGCUUGCCCUUGAAUGCAUCUCAGAGGUUCCCAGAGCACAGUAUCUCCUCUUCACCUCAGUUUACGAGCUCGAACACCGAAUCAUCGACACCUUAAAAACAAUUUACCCUUUUCCUAUCUACACCAUUGGCCCUGCGAUUCCUUACUUAGAACUUAAAACCAAAAUCAGCAAUGAAGCUGAAAACUACUUACGCUGGUUAGAUUCUCAACCUGAAGGUUCUGUCUUGUAUAUCUCGUUGGGAAGUUUUCUCUCAGUUUCAAGCACCCAGAUGGAGGAAAUCUUUGCCGGACUUCAGACCAGCGGCGUUCGGUUCCUGUGGGUGGCUCGUGGAGAAGCCUCCAAGUUGAAAGCUGAUUAUUGCUCUGGGGAUAUGGGGUUGGUGAUUCCUUGGUGUGAUCAAUUGAAGGUGUUGUGUCAUCAAGCAAUUGGAGGUUUUUGGACACACUGUGGAUGGAAUUCCACUCUGGAAGCUGUUUACGCCGGCGUUCCGAUGCUUACCUAUCCUCUGUUUUUGGAUCAAGAUACUAACAGUAGGCAAAUCGUGGAAGAUUGGGGAAUUGGAUGCAGGGUGAAGAGGGAGGCCGGAGCUGAGAAAUUGGUGACCGGAGAGGAAAUUAGGGAUGUUGUUGGGAGGUUUAUGGAUUCUGAAAGCAAUGAAGGGAAGGAAAUUAGAAGAAAAGCAACGGAAUUUAGGGAAAUAUGUCACCUUGCCACAGCGAAAGAUGGGUCUUCUGCAGCCAACCUUGAUGCAUUUAUCAAAAACAUUUCUUUAUAUUGAAACUGAAAAUUUUCAAUUUUUUUGAACAUGCAACCAUUUACUUUACUAGUAGGUUGCGAAUUUGAGGCUCAUAGACCUGAUAGAUACGAUCUUCUCUAAUUAAUGGUAUUGCUUAAA